Messenger RNA from Bufo bufo (common toad), 1495 nucleotides. It is a transcript of the gene UGCG, whose product is annotated as UDP-glucose ceramide glucosyltransferase. Gene Ontology annotation, cellular component: membrane. Gene Ontology annotation, molecular function: ceramide glucosyltransferase activity. The record is from RefSeq and is a predicted model, not a curated record. NCBI's taxonomy places the organism in Eukaryota, Metazoa, Chordata, Amphibia, Anura, Bufonidae. The transcript is spliced from 9 exons. The coding region runs from base 244 to 1428 and encodes 394 amino acids. Gene Ontology annotation, biological process: glucosylceramide biosynthetic process.
GCUUGGCAGAGAAGGGUGGUAUUGCUGGAGUGCAGCUCCGGCGGCGGUGUCAGUUAUCUGUGUGGGUUGUCACACGGAGCACAUCGUCUUGUUAGAGCCACAGACCCCCGCCCAGGAGAGGGCCAUUCAAUGAAGUGAAGGCACAAGCUCUUCCAGACACUGACUCCAUGUGGUGUGGGGUGACCCUGUACUGACACUCGCCCGUCAUCCAGAGAAAGAAGCAGGAGGAUAUAGUCGCUGGUUAUGGCCGUCCUGGAGCUGGCCCUACAAGGUCUCGCCAUCUUCGGCGUCGUCCUUUUCUUCGUCCUGUGGUUCAUGCAUUUCUUAUCCAUCAUCUACACGCGGCUCCACCUCAACAAGAAAGCAUCCGACAAGCAGCCUUACAGCAAGCUUCCUGGCGUUUCACUUCUUAAACCACUAAAGGGGGUUGAUACUAAUCUAAUCAACAAUUUAGAAACGUUCUUUGAAUUAGACUAUCCAAAGUUUGAAAUCCUCCUUUGCGUUCAAGAUGUUGAUGAUCCGGCAGUGGACGUAUGUAAAAAACUUCUUGGGAAAUACCCCAACGUGGACGCCAACUUAUUCAUAGGUGGUAAAAAGGUUGGCAUCAACCCAAAGAUAAACAACCUAAUGCCUGGGUAUGAACUUGCCAAGUAUGAUCUCAUAUGGAUUUGUGACAGUGGCAUUAAAGUGAAACCAGACACCCUCACAGACAUGGCCAAUCAAAUGACUGAAAAAGUUGGCUUGGUUCAUGGACUUCCUUAUGUGGCAGACAGGCAAGGUUUUGCUGCUACGCUAGAACAGGUUUAUUUUGGAACUUCCCAUCCGAGGUCAUACAUUUCUGCUAAUGUCACUGGUAUCAAGUGUGUAACGGGGAUGUCCUGUUUAAUGAGGAAAGAGAUUCUGGACCAAGCAGGUGGACUAAUUGCAUUUGCGCAAUAUAUAGCUGAAGAUUAUUUCAUGGCCAAGGCAAUAGCAGAUCGGGGUUGGAAAUUUUCUAUGGCUACCCAAGUUGCAAUGCAAAAUUCUGGUUGUUACUCCAUAUCUCAGUUUCAGUCUAGAAUGAUCAGAUGGACUAAGCUCAGAAUCAAUAUGGUACCUGCCACAAUCGUGUGUGAACCGAUCUCUGAAUGUUUUGUUUCAAGCUUGAUCAUCGGCUGGGCCGCCCACUACAUUUUCCGAUGGGACAUCAUGGUGUUUUUUAUGUGUCACUGUUUGGCUUGGUUUAUAUUUGAUUAUAUUCAACUGCGGGGUGUUCAGGGUGGGCCUCUUCCUUUUUCCAAACUGGACUAUGCAGUUGCGUGGUUCAUCAGAGAGUCUAUGACAAUAUAUAUCUUUUUAUCUGCCCUAUGGGAUCCCACCAUCAGCUGGAGGACCGGAAGAUAUAGGUUGCGAUGUGGAGGCACAGCAGAAGAAAUCCUUGAUGUAUAGUUUUGGACCUUUAAUUGUAUAUAAAAGGAAGAAAAAAAAAAUGAAAGAAAAAAAAAAGUAUUAUAAA